Messenger RNA from Vitrella brassicaformis, 2238 nucleotides. The record is from the annotation of a GenBank genome assembly. NCBI's taxonomy places the organism in Eukaryota, Vitrellaceae.
GUUGCUCUUCGCAGAAAUGGUGUUGGAGGGCAGCACCCCAGGUGGGCAUCCCUCACCCCAAGCAGUACUGGACAAUGCGAGGAAGCUGUUCGAUGCCAUCGGGACGCAAGGGCCCUAUGACCACACAGUGCAGCAGCGAGGAUUGGAAGCCCUCGAGGCCGACAUUGCCGCCGUCAUGACCGACAUCUGCCACCUGAUAGCGUCGGCCAGUGAUCCGCAGCUUCGCACUGACGUCAUACGUCAGCUGGUCCGGCUGCUAUCGAUCGAGCAUAUGAACGGCAACGCCAUUGACGAGAAGGCUUUCAGCGCCGGUGUGGUGCCUGUGUUGGUGGAGCAGCUGAGGUUCUCGCUGACGAAAGGACCGGCAGAGGAGGUGGAGGGGCUGGUUGCGGCCUUGGCCCUCGGCAUGCUGGGGGCUCGCCAUGCCACGGCAUUUGUCGAUGCCGGUGCCAUCCCGCCCCUGGUACAGCUGGUGUCGUCACCUAAUGAUUACGUGCGUUUGGGGGCCGUCGGGGCGCUGAAAAAGGUCACGGAGGGAUCGGUGGCCCGUCGCGAUGCGGUGCUGGCGGCGGGCAUCCUGCAGCCGCUGCUGGUGACGAUACGAGAGAGCACCAUGACCGAUGUGGUCGCCAUGGGUGUCCAGCUGGUGGCCACUCUGUGGAGUGUCCAACCUCGGCCUCCACUGGCCGACUUGGCUCCCUUCGUACCGGAGCUUGUCCGCCUCUUCAGCGCCCCUCAACAGGACGAGUGUGUGAAGGUGAAGGCACGAGGGGCGUUGGCGUAUGUCGGGGUGCUGUGUAUCGAGGCUUACGGUUAGUCGCCACACAUGAAGGCACAAAACACAAGCAUCGGCUGCAUAACUCGCUGUGUCCUGAUUGCCUCUGAUUGGUGAUUCCCUCAUAGGUACCGACGCUGACCGUGACGCGUUGGUCGGGUGUGGCGCCGUGGCGUCGAUCAAGACUCUGCUGGAGGCAGCCGACCCACGGAUGAAAGACAUCGCAUGCUUGACGGCGACGGUCCUGACUGGAGGUAAGCCGGCCGCGCGCUCACACACAUCCCAUCAAAGACAGCACCUGCGUCAGGUGUAAGGUGCUGUGGAUUGGUUGCUCUCACCGACAGGCGGCCGUCGAUGGUGGGCUCGUGCCUCUACUCGUCCACGCGGCGGCCAGCGAAGAGGCUCAUGUCCGCUAUAACGAGACGGCAGCGAUGGCCAUUGCAAACGUGCUCGCCCAGGGAUCGCAGCAACAGGUGACUGACAAGGCACUCAGGCCGCUUGAUGUGUGUGUUCGUUCAUUUGUUCAAUCGUGCAGGUCGAGUAUGUGGUUGAGUGUGGCGGCAUCCAGCCCCUCUGUGACCUGAUCGAUGUCGACAACAACCGCAACCUUUUUAUCGGUGUCAUGCUACUGAAAAUAAUACUCAGGUAGGUCACACACACACACACACGUCCCUCUGAAUUACCUACCAGUUGUCUGUUGCCCUCGUGUGUGCAGUUCGGGUCGUGAGAAGCAGGCCAACGAGGGCCUCCCCGACAAUCCCUACUGCAUGCUGGUCGAGCAGGUGAGACAGAGAGAGAAGAGGACACCACAACCCUGGGCACAGCCACAUGGCCGGCUGUUUCGUUCGGCGUCUCACGCAGGCCGGCGGUGUGGAUAAGAUAGCGACACUGCAGGCGCACACCAACAUGGACGUCGCAGCGCAGGUGACCUGUCUGCCUUCACGGCCCGUGUCGUGUGGCAACAAAGGCUGCAGACAUACACUCUAGUGUGUUGUCCUUUCCUCUCUUGUUCAGGCCAUCAUCAUAUUUGUGGGCUGCUUCCCGGCUCGUGUGGACGUGCGGCGAGUGGAGGCAUUGGUGGAUGUCGGCGUGAUCCAGGUGGUCCGUCAGCCAGGUGGCGGUGAGGACGACAGGGCCACCCGCGUAAGCGACGACAGCGAAGGGGAUGGAGAGAGUGGGCCGUCCACGUCCCCCUCCUGCUGGCCAUGGGGGUGGGAGAUGUGGCGGAUAGAUCGAUGGGUCGCUUCAUGACUAGGUAUGUGUGUGUGUGGAUAUAUGUACGUUCGUAUGGGUAUAGCGCAAAGUUGAAGAGGUAUCGGCAUGAAUGCGUUGUCCAUUUUGCAGACAUCCUUUUACUGUGCUGCAGUUCGUCAAUGACAUCUUUCGUUCAAGGAGAUUCCGCUGGCUGACCAAUGCGUCACGUCGCAGCUUUCCAGCGCAGCAUGACUCAUCGGACAGCCAAG